Molecule: messenger RNA, 513 nt
Organism: Serpula lacrymans var. lacrymans S7.9
Lineage: Eukaryota; Fungi; Basidiomycota; Agaricomycetes; Boletales; Serpulaceae
Exons: 1
Coding region: 55-444 (129 amino acids)
Source: RefSeq, a predicted model, not a curated record
AAGUUAUCUCCUCCUAUCAACUGCAUUUGUUCUCCUCAUCUAUUAUCUUUCAUCAUGGGCCAAGCUUUAGCUGUCGUUAAAGCUGUCCAGAGUUUUGAUGAUAAGUCCGAAGGAGAAAAAGAAGCUAACGACGCGCUGAACUGCCUUGUCACCCUCGCUCAAAAUCGUUUAGACAGGUUCUACAGACGUAUAACUUCACCUCAGUACGAUCCCAAGACGAUCCCUAUCAGUAAGGUUCUUUACCGCUACCAGUUCUUCCGCUGUGGCGUAGACAAGAAUACAGCUUCAGUCAAGGAGGCAAUCACAUGUAUGUUUUAUCUAUCCAGCUUGUAUAAGCGGUUAGCUAACUUAAUCGAAGCAUCUCUUGGAGACUUUGCCACUGGAGAUGUAGUAUGUAACUCGAAUGGGACUUUGCAGUCUCAUCCUAAUUCGAAUAAAUAUUAACAGGUAAAAGGUUUGACAACACUCGCCAACUCAUCCCUCGACAUUCUCUUUGAUAACUAUAAUGCAAAU